Molecule: messenger RNA, 1097 nt
Organism: Laetiporus sulphureus 93-53
Lineage: Eukaryota; Fungi; Basidiomycota; Agaricomycetes; Polyporales; Laetiporaceae
Exons: 4
Coding region: 38-859 (273 amino acids)
Source: RefSeq, a predicted model, not a curated record
ACGAGGCAGACGGACGAGUAUGUUUUACUAGCCACUGAUGAACAGACAGAUACUGGCGAGGUGGAACGUGAAGUGCAACCGAAGUCGUCUCGUUCUAGUGAACCUGAACGACCGCCUUGUAUUCUGGGCAUGCAUCGGCGCAAUCUGCUCCUCCAUCCUGUCUAUCAUUGUCUUCGCGGGAGGUCUGUUUCUCCCGACCUCUGCGCCUCCGCAACCUCCAUACUACGGGAAAGCACUUCGCCGACCCAAUCCAUAUGUGAACCUUGACAAGGUCCUGCGGAACGGAAACUACACGUUUCCUCCGAUCAUGAACUUUCCUCCUAUGGUACUGCAGAUUAACACCUCAGACCCUCAGCGCAAGAUGCGCGAGGACGACCGACAGUGGCGAUCCAGUUAUGGGACGGUCUACCCUGACGAUCGACACAUCGUUAUCUCAUCUGAGACGUCGACGAUCGUGCAAUUCCGAAACUUGGAUUAUGCGAUGGAGCGCUGCAUUCUCACGGCGUUGUUGCCUCGCCACACAGAACCAUUCGACCCGCAGGUGUCUCUGCGCGAUCCCAGUACAGUCGAUGUCUGGGAGCUGGACACCACCACUGAAAUCGCGCGAUACAUUCCUGACACUUGGCACCGUGCGGCGAAACGACGCCAGCUCUUCACAACCCUGGAGUUCUCGCAUGCGGGCCCGAGCAACUCGAGUGAGUUCCACUGUCCAUCGAACGAGUUCACAACGCUGGAGUUUGCGUGCUCGCCGACGAAGCCAGAUUGUAGCGUGGACUUUUGGCAGGACCAAAGGGCUGUGCCCAGAGGCGGAAUCUAUAUUGUACAGUAUCAGUCGCCGAUCCCGCCCAUGGAGGCUUGAAUGAAGGGACGAUAAUUUGGUGCCAUCCUGGGCUACCUGUCACCGUAGCUGCACAAAGCCAAAUUACAGGUUGUCAGCGAUAGGACUAUCCGCUCAUGGUCGAAUUUGUCUACCAUGAAGUCCUCUUUGUAUAUGAGUUGUGAUAUCUUGAUACGUACUACGCGGUGGCGGUCUUGCCCUGAGAUCGCUUUGCCCGUUACCCCUGGAGCACCCGACCACUAUGGCUAUCAAACGUUGC